Molecule: messenger RNA, 741 nt
Organism: Geodia barretti
Lineage: Eukaryota; Metazoa; Porifera; Demospongiae; Tetractinellida; Geodiidae
Source: the annotation of a GenBank genome assembly
AUGUGUGCGAGACGUGGCAGACGUGCGGCGCUGGCCUGCGUGCUGGCGCUGGCCAGCGGGCUGGCGGGAUGCGGCGAACGGCAGAAUCCGUUUGCACCGGUCGGGAACGUGUUCUUCACGUUCACGGACCUGCGCCGCGGAACCGGCCCCGUGUCGGCGGUCGGGGACGUGCUCACAAUCAACUACACGGGGUGGCUGCACGACUCGGGUGAAACCGACAACAAGGGCCAGCGGAUCGACUCCGCGAGCGAUCAGACGUUUGUCCUGGGCGCGGGUCAGGUGAUUGCCGGGUUCGAUCAGGGACUGGUCGGAAUGAGCGUGGGCGGGUUGCGUCGGCUGAACAUCCCUCCCCACCUGGCGUUCGGGUCGACCGGCUCGGACAACGUACCGCGGAUACACCGCUCCGCGCCAUUCCAGAUCAUCGAUCUCAAGAUCGGCACCGGCCCGGAGGCCGUCAAUGGCGACACCCUGACCGUCCGAUACGCCGGCUGGCUCUAUGAUGAAGAUCAGGUCGACAACAAGGGGCUGCGAUUCGAGGUGGGCCCCGCCACCGGCUUCACCUUCGUGCUCGGCACCGGCCAGGUUAUCCCGGGCUGGGACCAGGGGCUGGUCGGGAUGCGCGAGGAGGGAGAACGGCGUCUCAUCGUUCCCCCCGAGCUGGCGUACGGCUCGACGAGACGGAGCCUGAUUCCGCCCAAUGCGACCCUCGUCUUCGACGUGCAACUCGUGACCUUGCAGUGA